AUGUCGACGGUAACAAAUAAAGAUAUACCUAUCGCUCCACUGAAGGUCCAGGUCGUCGACCGUCUCGCAGAGAACAAUGGCAGCAUCAAACCUCCCACCACCCCUCAACCUCAAGAGUCCGAUGACGGGAUAACUCUAAUACAAUACUCCGACGAGCUUGAAGCCAUCGUUGGGCCGUCUCCAAAGCAAUCCCUCCUCCUCUCCACCGCCGGCAGCAGCAACAAUCCCUUCUUCCACGAAGCAUGCGUCUACAUCCCAACUCACGACGAGCUCUAUAUAACCUCCAACCUGCUCCAAUCCACCACCACGGCUACAUACCCCACAAUCCUAAUCUCACGCAUAAGACUCACACGCUCGUCAACAGGUAAUGGCAUCGCUGCGCUGGAGUGGGCGAAACUCCGUCCCCCACACGGGAUAGACAUGCCAAACGGGGGCGUUAACUAUAAAGAUGGGAUCUUAUUCUGUGCACAGGGCUCCCCAUCUGCCGGAACGGGGGGUCUAUACUACAUGCCUCGAAACGCGCCGCCGAAGCCAGUGGUGACGACGUUCUAUGGGCGGGAUUUUAACUCUGUAAACGAUGUAGUAGUUUCAAAGAGAGAUGGCAGCAUCUGGUUUACGGAUCCAUGUUAUGGAUAUGAGCAAGGGUUUCGGCGGAAUCCGGAGUUGCCAUGCCAGGCUUAUAGAUUCGAUGUGAAUACGGGGGAAGUGAGGUGUGUGGCGGAUGGAUUUCAGAUGUGCAAUGGGAUUGCAUUCGCACCGGGGGAGGAUGUGGUGUAUAUUACUGAUACGGGGGUUAUUAAAGGGGAUGGGGGGUUUGAUUUGCGCCGCCCCGCAACAAUCUACGCAUUCGACGUCGUCCGGCCCCAUCUUAGAUCGUCCAUCCAAGAUCCCCCAUCCACCUUGUCCUCCGCACAGCCCUACCUCACAAAAAAACGCGUUUUUGCCUUUGCCGUCCAGGGUGUCCCCGAUGGCAUAAAAUGUGACACCCGCGGCAACGUAUACGCAGGUUGUGGAGACGGCAUCGAAGUCUGGAAUUCGGAUGGGUGUUUACUCGGAAGAUUUGUCGUCCCUGGAGGUGGGGGAGUAGCAAACUUUUGUUUUGGCAAGGAAGGCGAGAUGUUUUUAUGUGCGGAGCAGAGGCUCUGGAGGGUUCAGCUGGCUAGAGAAACGAGAGGGGACUUGUUGGACGGUUGA
Messenger RNA from Venustampulla echinocandica, 1194 nucleotides. RefSeq names its product Calcium-dependent phosphotriesterase. Lineage: Eukaryota; Fungi; Ascomycota; Leotiomycetes; Helotiales; Pleuroascaceae. The record is from RefSeq and is a predicted model, not a curated record. Bases 1 to 1194 code for a protein of 397 amino acids. The transcript has 4 exons.